UCCUCAACAAUCAAGAGAUGGAGUUGUUUUCCCUCCAAACCAAGCAUUUGGCAUCCUUCCUCCUCUACCUCUCCAUCUCUUCUCUCCUCCUAUCCUCACUCUCAUUUGCCACCAUCCCCUCAGGCACCAUCGAAAGAACCACAAAGCAGCAAAUCCUCGCAUCCAUCCCCCCGCACUCCGCCGAGAACACCCAGCCUUUCCUUACCUCCCCUUCCGGCAAGUACACUGCCUACCUCGGCCGCCGGGAGACCGCUCCGGCAGCCGGAGGCUUCGGCAACGACUUCUGCUACAUCCAAGUCCAAGACAGCAGCUCAGAAGAGAGCAUGUGGGAGUCGGAGUGCGCUCCGGUGAGCACCGCCAACGCGUGCUCGCUGGUGUUCACCGACCAAGGACUGGAAGUGUUCGAUGGGAGCGAGUCGGUGUGGGACGGAGACGGCGAGGGGGAGAGCUUCCCGGUGAGGUUGGACCUGGUGGACGAUGGCGACAUGCGGGUUAUAGACAAGGAGGGGGAGCUGUUCUGGAGGGCGUCGGACGACCCACGGGAGAACCAGGGGUGCGGUUUGCCAGGGUCGCCGGGGCUGGCACCGGAGUCGCCUCCGUUUUCUCAACCCAUCGGCACAAACAACAAUCCUCCCUUUGGACAGCAGCAGCAGCAGCCGCCGCCGCCAGCGGGUGCCCCACAGGAGGAGGAGGAGCAGCCGCAGCCGGUGGAAGCUCCGCCGCAGGAGGAGGAGCAGCAGCAGCCGGAAGAGCCACCGGUGGGAGCCCCACAGGAGGAGGAGCAGACGCAACCAGUGGAAGCUUCGCCGCAGAAGGAGGAGCAGCAGCCGGAAGAGCAACCGGUGGGAGCCCCACAGAAGGAGGAGCAGACGCAACCAGUGGAAGCUCCGCCGCAGAACGAGGAGCAGCAACCAGAACAGCCACCGGUGGGAGCCCCACAGGAGGAGGAGCAGACGCAACCAGUGGAAGCUCCGCCACAGAACGAAGAGCAGCAGCCGGCGGGAGCACCACAGCAGACGGAAGAGCCACCGGCGGGAGCCCCUCAGCCUAAUGGGGUGUUUGGCAUGCGGCAGCAGAAGCAGCCGGCGGUGGGAGCCUCGCAGCCUAAUGGAGUGUUUGGGCAGCAGCAGCAGCAGCAGGAGGGAUUGGGUGGGUCGAAUCAGCCUUUGGAUUCGAGUUCGGAUGUCCAGCCGCUGGUGGAUUACGCUCGAUAUGACAGCGGAACUUCGAGGGAAGUGGAGAGCUGGGUUGGAAUGGGUCUGGGUCUUGUUAGCUUGGUCGUCUAUGGGAUUUUCUUCUGAGCAGAUAAUGUUGGGGAUUCUUGUGUUGUGGUUGUCUUGAUUUGUCUGUCGUAUUGUUACCUUUUCUUGUUAUUGAUAUGAUGCUAUGCUACCAAAUAGCAAAUUGUACGUGUUAGAAAGCUUUUUAUAAGAAUUGAGAAUAUUA
Elaeis guineensis (African oil palm) is the source of this 1446-nucleotide messenger RNA. RefSeq lists its product as uncharacterized. NCBI's taxonomy places the organism in Eukaryota, Viridiplantae, Streptophyta, Magnoliopsida, Arecales, Arecaceae. The record is from RefSeq and is a predicted model, not a curated record.